CGAUAUCUCGUAUUGAAUGUGUUGUUUGUUGCAAUCUUCCAUUCAGUGAAACUUUGUAUCGUCUAAUUCCGUUAAUAUAUGUUAAUGAAAUAAUUUCUAAAUAUUUCAAAUUUUAUAAUUUAUAAAAGCUCCAAAAAUAACUCAAAAAGAAAUGUCUCAGAGAAAAAUAAUUAAUAAAAUACCAGGCGAUUUACCACCUCCUUCCAGAAAAGAAAGUCAAGGAUACAUAGAAAAUUUAGGAAGCAAACAAAAAUUUGAACUAGAGGAAUUACUAGAAAGACAAAAUAAAAUCCUGAGUAAUAAAAUAUUUAUAUUAAAGUUGCCAGACAAAGGAGAAAAAAUCAAAUCUUUUCAUGAUAAAAUAUUGAAAGAACUAGAACAUAAAAAUGAAGUUGAAAAGGCAGCCAAUCUUUUGUCAAGAUUAAAUUUAGCAUCUGAGGGUAAAGCUGCUAUGAAUGAAUUAGAAUGGACAGGCAAAUAUACCGAAACCAGAGAUACUGUCAAAGUUGUUGAACUUGAUAGUGAUGAUGAAGAAGAUCCUUUAAAAAUAUUGGCUCAACCUACAGGAUGUGGUGUUCAUAGAAAGAAAAUUGUACAUUUACCACCAGAGGAAAAUUUAAUUAAGCCAGAAGAUUUAGCAGAAAUAGAAUCUUUUAAAAUAAAAGCUUCUGACCACAUUGCAUACAUUAUUAAUAAAGUAGAAAACUCUCCAGAAAAUAAGAAAGAACCAUUCAAGCCAUAUAAAACAACUAAGACUAAUGUACAUGAUCCAGAAAAAGAAAAACAAAGAAAACAAAAUAAAAAUUGGGAAGUUACAGCAGCAACACCACCUCUUAUAGUUUAUGGUGCUGCAAAAGUUAUUAAUCUAAACGAAUCUCUACAGUUACAAAAAGAACAAGCUGAUAAAUUUCAUAUGAUACAAGUUAAACACGCAGCUGAAAGAUUAGUUGAACAACUUGGUUCACAUAAUAUUGGUCCUCCACCUGCAAAUGUAGGUACUUAUCGUCUUCAAGAUGAAAAAGAAUCUGAUUUCUCUACCUCGGAUGAAGAAGAAAAUGAAGUACAUGAUGAUGAAGAUAACGACAAAGCAGGAACUGUUGUUUUUAAAGUAGAUAGUAUAGAAAGUAAAUUUAUCUUGUAUUAAUUUACGUAUAUAAAUAUUUUAUAUAUGAAUAAAUUGAUGAAUCUUAA
Molecule: messenger RNA, 1191 nt
Organism: Frieseomelitta varia
Lineage: Eukaryota; Metazoa; Arthropoda; Insecta; Hymenoptera; Apidae
Gene: Polr2M
Product: DNA-directed RNA polymerase II subunit GRINL1A
Exons: 5
Coding region: 152-1144 (330 amino acids)
Biological process (GO): transcription elongation by RNA polymerase II
Cellular component (GO): nucleus
Molecular function (GO): transcription elongation factor activity
Source: RefSeq, a predicted model, not a curated record